Molecule: messenger RNA, 510 nt
Organism: Clunio marinus
Lineage: Eukaryota; Metazoa; Arthropoda; Insecta; Diptera; Chironomidae
Source: the annotation of a GenBank genome assembly
AUGUGUAUGCAUCGUUGUAGAGAUGAUGAUGAUGAUGAUGAUGACAAUGACGAUGAUGAUGUUGGAAAUCAGCCGAAUGAGAGUUUAAAGAAAGAAGAAAUAAAAAACUAUGAUUUUAGCGCUGGCUAUGCAUGUUUAUUAAAACGCGAAGAAGGCGGAGGUUCAAUAAUAAUUCAGGCAAUGGCACAGCCACAGCAACUUCAACAGCAAAACAUUCAACAACAAUCUAUCGAAGUUCGACCGAUGGAUCACGAUGAAAAGAAGAUGCGACGUCAAAUCGCCAACAGCAAUGAACGCCGUCGAAUGCAAAGCAUUAAUGCUGGAUUCCAAAGUUUGCGUCAACUUUUGCCACAUCAUGAAGGCGAAAAGCUAAGCAAGAAGUCUUCAUUAAGUGCGCUCGCACACGGUGAGUUGAAUGUUUGUGAUGUAAAUGCAACCUUACCACAAUUCUACAGGCUUGGUCGUUGUGAUGGUCAUACAGAUGAAGGCAAAGAAGAAGUAAAAAUGUAA